AUACAUCACAAACACUAUAAAUGCAUUCCAUAACCGCUACAACUUCCCACACCAGCACCACUACCGCACUACUCCACUCUUCUCUCUUUAAGUAUCUCUAAACAAGUGUACGUUAACGACAUACAAUGGCUUCACUUCUUGUCCUCUUCGUCGUCUUCUUCUUCUUCUCCUCUUGUUUUGCUCAAUCCUACAAUGUCUUGUCUUUCGGAGCUAAACCGGACGGAAAAACAGACGCAACCAAAGCGUUUAUGGCGGUUUGGGAAACCGCUUGUGCCUCGUCUCGUCCAGUUACCAUCGUUUUUCCUAAAGGCAGGUUCUUGGUAAGAAGUCUUAACUUCGACGGUUCGAAGUGCAAGCCUAAGCCCGUUACGUUCCGUAUAGACGGUACAUUGGUGGCUCCGGCUGAUUUUCGAGUUAUCGGAAAUGAAGACUACUGGAUUUUUUUCCAGCAUCUCGACGGCGUCACCGUCUACGGUGGAGUUCUUGACGCUCGAGGAACUUCUCUGUGGGAUUGUAAUUCCGGCAAGAAUUGCCCCAGCGGAGCCACUACAAUAGGGUUUCAGAGCUCGAGCAACGUCGUCGUUUCCGGGCUGACGUCACUUAACAGUCAGAUGUUCCACGUCGUCAUCAACGGUUGCAACAACGUAAAGCUCCAAGGAGUCAAAGUAUUAGCCGCAGGAAACAGCCCCAACACAGACGGUAUCCACGUUCAGUCUUCCUCCACCGUCUCUAUCUUCAACACAAAAAUUUCCACCGGCGAUGAUUGUGUCUCCAUCGGUCCAGGAACUAAUGGUUUAUGGAUUGAAAAUGUUGCAUGUGGUCCUGGUCACGGCAUCAGCAUUGGCAGCCUGGGGAAAGAUAGCGUGGAGGCAGGUGUACAGAACGUGACAGUUAAAACGGUGACCUUUACCGGAACAGACAACGGGGUUAGAAUCAAGUCAUGGGCCAGGCCCAGUAGUGGAUUCGCUAGGAACAUCCGUUUUCAACAUUGUGUAAUGAACAACGUAGGGAACCCAAUUCUUAUUGACCAAAACUAUUGUCCUCGUAACGAAAACUGCCCUGGCCAGGUUUCGGGUAUCAAAAUCAGCGAUGUGUUGUUCGUCGAUAUACAUGGAACAUCGGCGACUGAAGUUGGAGUGAAACUUGAUUGUAGUCCAAAGAAACCGUGUACCGGAAUUAGACUUGAGGAUGUGAAGUUAACGUACCGGAAUAAACCGGCUGCAUCGGCUUGUAUUCACGCAGGAGGAAUCGAAGCUGGGUUUCUUCAGCCAAACUGCCUUUGACGACAACAAAAAUAUUAUAUAAAAGUUCACAAGUAGUGAUAUUGUAAAUUAUAGUUUCCUUGUUUAUCUUGCAAUACGUAUGGCUCGGCAUCACACGGUGGGAACUUAAAAUGCAUGAGCCUGUGGCGGUUGAAGGCACACUUUAGCCUAGAGCCUGGCCUUGCUUUGUAGAUGAUAGUCCAUUGCAACCAUUGAUGGUUUUGAUAUGUGUUGUGUAAGUUGUGUUCUUGAUUAAAUUUAAUAUUAAUAUUAUUAGCCU
This is a messenger RNA of Raphanus sativus (radish), 1542 nucleotides long. Its product is annotated as polygalacturonase. Gene Ontology annotation, molecular function: polygalacturonase activity. Gene Ontology annotation, biological process: carbohydrate metabolic process. The record is from RefSeq and is a predicted model, not a curated record. Lineage: Eukaryota; Viridiplantae; Streptophyta; Magnoliopsida; Brassicales; Brassicaceae.